This is a messenger RNA of Neoarthrinium moseri, 3744 nucleotides long. RefSeq lists its product as uncharacterized. Gene Ontology annotation, molecular function: beta-tubulin binding; GTPase activator activity. Gene Ontology annotation, biological process: microtubule cytoskeleton organization; tubulin complex assembly; post-chaperonin tubulin folding pathway. The coding region runs from base 1 to 3744 and encodes 1247 amino acids. The transcript is spliced from 3 exons. The record is from RefSeq and is a predicted model, not a curated record. NCBI's taxonomy places the organism in Eukaryota, Fungi, Ascomycota, Sordariomycetes, Amphisphaeriales, Apiosporaceae.
AUGGAUGAGUCAGAAGUCGACCGCGAUAUCGUGAUCCAGCGAUAUUCGGCUGAUUUACUCGCUGAUCUCGACGAGUCAUUGGGGCCCUUUUUGAGAAAGCCCAACGGAGACCUACGCACGCGAGUUCGGGAGAGGGAAACAUCACGCCUCAUAUCUCAGGUCCUGGAGCCAUUCCAAGAGCUCCCUCAACUAUUGGAUCCCUAUCUGCCGAAAUAUGUCCCUCUUUUGGCUGAGGCGUAUCUUGAGCACGUCCAGGUUCGGCGCAGACGAACGAAACCCCUGUCCCUAAGAUCUCAGCUGUUGGUCCCGCUGUCAAAUGCCAUAUGCAAAAUCAUAUACUCUUUCUGCAAGAUCAGAGGCGAAAAGGUUAUAGUCCGCUUCCUCAAUGUCGAGACCAGGUAUCUCGAGCUCCUGUUACUUGCUAUUGAAGAGUCCGAGCGCCAGUCAGACGCAUCUGGCAACCAAGACGCCGUCGGCUUGUGGACUUGGCACGAGAGAUAUGUGGUGCUGCUGUGGCUCUCCCAGCUGUUCUUUGCCCCAUUUGACCUUUCAACAAUAUCGUCCGGAGAUACCGAUGAUGCCGAACGUCCCAUCGUGCCUGGAUUCCGAUGGCCAGCACAAAUUCCUGGCAUCACACUUCGGGUUAUACCUCUGGCCUUGAAGUAUCUUGCGUCUCCAGGAAAGGAAAGAGAUGGCGCGAAAGCUCUUCUGGUACGGCUGGCAAUGCGGAAGGAUAUGCAAGAAGUUGGUAUACUCCGUUCGUUGGUUCAGUGGGCCAUAUUUACGCUCAGCCCGAAGAAAGAUGAAACUGCGGCAUCUCCGUAUUACUACAUUGGAAGUCUAGCCCUGCUUGCAGGCAUUCUUCGAUCGUCUGCAAACACCUCCAUAAUGGACCCGUACCUCAGGUCCAUCUUUUACGCCGUCCAGUCGAUCUCAUCAGAAGACAAUGCUGUUUUCAAAGUCAUCAAUGGCUCCGCACUUGCGCGGAAAAUGAUGAUCAAGGUAACAAGGUCCGUGAUACUUCUCGUGCUCAGAGAGCCCCAGCAGUCAAUGGCAGAUACCGAAAUGGUAGAAGCCACCGUCGGACAUCUGCUCGAAAGCCUAGCAGAUAACGAUACGCCAGUGCGUUUCGCAGCUAGUAAAGCCCUGAGCAUGAUCACACUCAAGCUGGAGUCUGAUAUGGCUCAACAGGUUGUGGAAGCUGUGCUUGAUUCCCUCAACCGAAACGUGCUAUGGAUCAAAGCGCCUUCACCUGGCUCUCCCACAAGGACCCGUGACCUCACGGCAGUUGAUCCACCCGAAUGGCACGGUUUGAUGCUUACUUUAUCGCAUCUGCUUUAUCGACGCUCGCCACCACCAGAAAGUCUUUCUGAUAUCGUCAAUGCCUUGGUCAUGGGAUUGUCCUUUGAGAAGCGAGGAACUGGUGGCGCAUCAAUCGGAACGAAUGUUAGAGAUGCUGCAUGUUUUGGGAUUUGGGCUUUGGCUAGACGCUACUCAACAGAAGAACUGCUACGAGUUCCCACGCAAUCAAUAAGACGCGUGGCACAGGAAGACCCGUCAAUGUCGAUCCUGCAGGUUGUCGCUGUGGAGCUCGUGGUUGCUGCUUCUUUGGAUCCCGCAGGCAAUAUACGUCGUGGAUCUUCAGCAGCAUUACAAGAGUUGAUAGGAAGACAUCCAGACACAGUCACCGAGGGUAUCGCUGUCGUUCAGACUGUCGACUAUCAUGCUGUUGCUCUACGAUCUAGGGCCAUCCAUGAUGUUGCGCUCCAAGCCACCCGUCUCUCUCCCCAGUAUGGACUUGGGCUAUUGGAAGCUCAACUCGGAUGGCGUGGCGUUGGUGAUAUGGAUGCAGCAGCCCGACGAGUCGCGGCCGCCUCUUUCGGGACCCUGACUGCGGAGAUUUCGCAGCGCAUGUCAAACAAACCGGAGCAUUUUCUGCAGUCUGUAGACCUUCUAUUGGCCCGAAUAGACUCGCUUCAAGUGCGUCAGGUUGAGGAGCGUCAUGGGCUAGUCCUCAGCCUUGCGGCAGUUUUCGACUAUCUUCCUGCUCUUGUGAAAGGAGACAUGUCUGGUGAUCUAACAGACAAGUUACCUGUCCGCAAGCUGAUCGACGCUAUCACGACUAUAUUGAAAAACAGCAUCACGACGACCUAUCGAAAGCCUGAAUUGAUUGCUGAAGCUGUCAGCCAGCUCGUCAUCUCCGCAUACCCACUAUUUCUAAUGGUUCUGGUGCCGGAGAAGCGAGAAGCUGCCAAUACACAUGCCGUCUUGCUUCAGGGCAAAGAGAUUACUUGCGAAAGACAUUCAUCAUCCUUCUCGACUGCAAUCGCAUCGGGCGACGUCGCAGGAAUCGACCAUCGCUCCAUUCUAAGGGACUUGACAGAUGUUCUUCUUGACGCUAUCAAUAUUUGGUUGAACAGAAACGAAGAGGAAGUGAUAGCUCCAGUCUCGCAAGUAUCAGUGGUGCUGUUGUUCUUGACAGAACCCCAGAAUCGGAGACAAGUCAUUCAUAAAUGGAUUUCAACCAUUACGGAAUCCAGAGGCUCCCGUAACAAGCACGGGUCAGCAUAUUUUGUGGCGCUAGCACAAACAUACCAUGUUGCUGCGUCACUUUCUGACGGGCCGCCUGUCGUUAACGACGUCAUACAGGCCUUCAAGGUGCGUUGGGAAUCAGAUAAGGAUACGGAGACACGAGUGGCAAUCAUCGAGAGCCUUGUAGGGAGAGACAUCCUGCGCCGCCAAGUGCUAGCGUUCAGAUCUAUCAUCUCGGAAGGUCUAGAUGACUACACGACCAAUGCCCGUGGAGAUGUAGGCUCCCAUGUCCGGCUUGCGGCGAUCAAGGCAACCCAUACCCUCUGGGAAACCAGUCUUAGCCAAGACCUUUCUACGGAGCAAUUCAGCACCGACGUGUUGAUAUUUUUCCCCAAAGUGCUCCGCCUCGCUGCCGAAAAGCUCGACCGAGUCCGCAUCGGAGCGCAAGCUGCUCUGGGCGUAUUGGUGGCAUCCAGCUAUGCUGAUACCCUGAGGAGUGUCUCCUUCUCGUCCCAACAGUAUUUUGCCCAGCUCUUCGGCAUGUGCACUGCUGCUUCUCUGUCUAGUCAAGUCAUGUCUGCUUGGUCAUUGACUGAAGGCGAAUGUACUUCUAGCCUACUGGCCGGUCUGGCGACUUCUGCAGAUACAGGUAAUGAGGACCUUGUCAUAGCUAGUCGUGCAGCACUUGCACAUAUCUGCAGGUCGUCGACCAACGACCUGUCAAAGAUCUGCAUAGCGCUGAUCCAUAACCUCAAGCUACACCAGGGCCAGGAUCGAAUUGUCGUACCUACACUGGAGUUGAUCGCAUACCUGUUUCACGUUGGCAUCUUCCAGCAGAGCAAGGAUAUCAAUCUACGUCAACUCUGCCUUCUCACUCAAAAAGCUGGGUAUAAGACGGGCAAUGUACGGAAGCUAGAGGCCUGUAUCAAGGUCUACGGUGGUAUCGCAACGACGCCUGGCAGCGAAGGAGGGGCUCCUGUUGUGACGUCCGAACUAGAACUGAAGCGGCAGGAGGGCAUAACAGAAGCGAAACGACGGUUAGGUGCACUGCUGAACCAUCCCUGGCCCAAGAUCAGGAACCUAGCUGUCGAUGAACUGUGGGGGUCGCUGUCAGGAGAGUCUGAUCACGUGUCGAGAUUGUUGAGCACAGAUUGGGGUAAGGCUGAGAAGCCGGCCAUCAAGACUCUCGUGGAGCAGCUGGGGCUCAAUUAA